AUGCCGAGGCCUAUUGAGGCGGACGUGCACAGCGCGUUCAUGGAAUUCCGCAACGCAGGUAUUUUCACCCUCCCCGUUACGCCAUCCUUACCGCCCGCCAUCCUUACCGCGAUCGUUACCAAUCGCGCGUUGUUACAUCUUACAUUUGAUACUAUCGGUGACAACGAAAAGUGCAUGUCAGUUCAGUGCCUCUUCUGUCACCAAGUCCGCGCAAAGAACACCACCAGGCAGAAGCAGCAUCUGGCUCAAUGCACCCAGUACCUCGCCCAGCACCCCGAGGCCGCUGCUGCCAUCAAGUCCUCUCUGGAGCAGCAUGCGCAGAGUCAUGAUGGCUCCACUGCCCACGUCUCGGGCGGCCACGGCGGCGGCGUCGUCUCUCAUGGUCCUGGCAGUCACGGUCACGGUCAUGGUCACGGCCACGGUCAUGGCCACGGUCCCGGCCAGGACACCGGCGGUAACAACGCCAACUUGACAGCCGGUGGCCAAAUGCAGAACCAGCAUCCGGCCGCUACUACUGCCGGCGCGUCCAGUGUCUAUCCCGAGCCCACGUCCCUGGACCCUCACCAGCACACAAACCUGGGCUUCACCCCCAAUGCUCGUAUUAACGGCACGAGCACCCCCCAUGGCACCGGAACCCCUAUUCCUCAGCAUAUCCGUCCCAUGUCUGGUGCAUCGAGUGCUCCUCCCGCCAAACGCCAGAAGACCAAGCAGACCAACCCCAACUUGCCCGAGAUCCCUCUUGCAGAGGUCCAUGCGGCCUUUGUCGAGUUCCAAGCCAAGGAGGGUGACAAGUGCCUGUCCGCCAAAUGCAUCUACUGCAACCAAGUGCGUGCGAAGAACACGUCCCGCCAGCGCGAGCAUCUGCUCCAGUGUCCUGGCUAUCAGGCCACCAUGAAGGAUAGGAUCCCGGCCAACAACCUCCUCCACCACUUCGACGAUGACGAUGUGGCCGCCUCGCUGGCUCUGCCCACUCCCAUUCUCGAGCUUGACUUCCGCAUGAGCAUCCGCGUCAAGCCCAAGAUCAACAUUGGCAGCGGCACCUAUGGCCGUCAGAGCUGGAUCUCUUGCAUCGGUGGCCAAUGGGCUGGUCGCUGGGGCAAGGGCAAUGUCCUGGCCAACGGUCAAGAUACUCAGACCUCUUUUAAGGAAACAGAGACGAAGAUCGAUGCCCGUUACCUGAUCCAGACCAAUGACGACCACCCUGCCCUAAUCAUCUGUAAGGUCGAGGGCUGGUGGGUCGGCGAGAAGGAGAUCAUGGAGCGUCUCCAAGACCCGGUUGCCGCAGACAACGUUGCAGCUAACCGCUACAAGCUGCGUGUCACCCUGAAGCUUGAGACGGGCGAUGAGCGCUACGAGGAGCUCAACAGCGGCGUCUGGGUCGGCAGUGGUUGCCGCCGCGGCGCCGAGAUCGUCUACGACGCCUACCGCGUCAACUGA
Neurospora hispaniola is the source of this 1437-nucleotide messenger RNA. RefSeq lists its product as uncharacterized. NCBI's taxonomy places the organism in Eukaryota, Fungi, Ascomycota, Sordariomycetes, Sordariales, Sordariaceae. Bases 1 to 1437 code for a protein of 478 amino acids. The transcript has 3 exons. The record is from RefSeq and is a predicted model, not a curated record.